Molecule: messenger RNA, 587 nt
Organism: Neolamprologus brichardi
Lineage: Eukaryota; Metazoa; Chordata; Actinopteri; Cichliformes; Cichlidae
Source: RefSeq, a predicted model, not a curated record
UGGCCUCUGGAACAAACUCAACCAACGGGACCAACACAACACCAAACCUCAGCACCUCUUCUAACAACGCAACAACAUCUGCUGGAUUCAACACCACAUCUGUUCCCAGUGCCACCAACACCACCAGUACAUCUGUUUCUAGUGCCACCAACACCACCAGUACAUCUGUUUCCAGUGCCACCAACACCACCAGUACAUCUGUUCCCAGUGCCACCAACACCACCAGUACAUCUGUUCCCAGUGCCACCAACACCACCAGUACAUCUGUUCCCAGUGCCACCAACACCACCGCAGUGACGGCGAACCCAACGACCGCCUCACCGAAUGCCACGACCCCGCACAACAGCUCUUCAGCAAACAACACAACCUCUACAACCGCUUCGUCCGGUAACGGCACCAACACCAAUUCCUCCGCGACAUCCCCCCCUUCCACAGGGAGCAACGGAACGAGCACGUCCACGAGUACGACCCACAGCACAGCGGCGUCUGCGGCCGGCAGCGGUGCGGGGGUUCCUGGGUGGGGCAUAGCUCUGCUGGUCCUGGCGGCUGUGGUUCUGCUGCUGCUGCUCCUGCUGCUGAUCGGACUG